UCCCACCUCUCACGAGAUCCAUCAUCCUUCAUGCGCGCUCACCACUUUUUCACCAUCCUGUCAACAUGGUUUAUAGGAAGUACUCUCAGCUUUCGACACGGAAAAUGGUGUUUUGACGCUUGUGAGCUCGAUCUCAAUUAUGCUGAAUUCAAUGAUACCAACUUGGCGCUCGGGUCACACAAAACGAGAGCCUGCCAGAGCCGGCUACGCUCGGAUUCUCUCUACCUUUGCGCGAGGGAGUACUGUGAGGAAGAUGGGCUGAAAGAUUGGGUGAUUCAGGCGAACGAAACAUGUCUGCAAAUUGCGAAUGCGUCGAUGCCAGCCUACGAUGAUGUAAUGAGGAGGUAUCCAUCGAAAGAUACGCAAACAAUCAGAAGGCUCAGUGCAGACGAAGCUCUCACUUUUCCGAUAUUAGGAGAAGUCGUUAUACCUGAGCAUUCGCUCCACGAGCGCGCAUUCACGACUUUGGAAGCAGCAUACUACGAGUACGACGUCCAUCUGACAUAUGGGUGGUUCAUGUUCUACUUUUGGGCAGCAGUAGUCACUAUCGGAAUCUCGAGUCGUCUCGCCGUUCGUGUAGCAGCCUUGCGAACAGAGGGUUCACAUCUUUCCUCCCCGGAUCUUCACGAGACUUUCCCUCCUGCAUUAUCACGUAGAAGAGGUGCAACCAGCAAAAUCCAAGCCCACCUAAAACGCCACAUUAGUAUUCCCGCAACCUUCAAUAACCGUUGUUCAGAACCGAUCGGCUGGUGUACCAUGCCUUCGCGCGUCCAAACCUUGACUAUAUUAUCUUUUGUGUUGCUCAAUAUAGGUCUUUGCAUGAUCGACUAUCGCACAACGGAUGGAAAUCUUUUUUGGCCGCAAAAGCGAGGUCAGAUGUGGCGAUUUGUAUCUGAUCGAACUGGAAUCAUAUCGUUUGCAAACUUCCCGCUGAUAUGGUUAUUUGGCAUGCGAAACAAUGUACUCCUAUGGAUUACUGGCUGGGGCUAUGGAACAUACAACAACUUCCAUCGUUGGGUGGCUAGAGUAAGUACAGUUCAAGCGGUAGUCCACUCAAUCGGAUAUACAGUUAUGACAUACGAACGCGGCGGAUGGACAUCAUUUCUCAAGAGCCUGAGCAAGCAUUAUUUCUGGAACGGGGAGCUCGCAACCAUCGCCAUGUGUGCACUCCUGAUCUUCUCCGUCUAUGGCCUGCGCCGUGGUCAUUACGAAAUAUUUCUAACAUUGCACAUCGUGCUGUCUGUGCUGGUACUCGUUACGAUGUACUAUCAUGUCGCCAUCUUCCCCAAUGGUGAAUGGAACAUCUUCAUAUAUCCGUGUGUCGCCAUUUGGCUCAUUGAUCGACUUUUUCGUGCCCUCAAAAUCUUUGCAUUCGAUCCAUACUUUUGGAGAACUAGAGCCGUUGCAUCUUUCGAUACCAAUUCCAAUCUGGUCAAGAUGGAGGUCCCAUGCGAGCGUGCCUUCUCGAAAGCAAAACCGGGAACUUACUACUACAUAUACGUACUCGAGGCCAGGAACUUGAUCUAUGCACAUCAAAAUCAUCCAUUCACAGUAGCGUAUAUCAAUCCGGGAUCUAGAUCCAACAAUACUAGCGACAGCGAUGGUACUCGCUCGCUGUUGAGACCGAAUCUUCGGCGGACUGGCUCGACUGAAUCGGACUCUUUGCUUCUACAAGACGAAAAUUCUGUUCCUUCGUUGGUUUUCCUGAUACGGCCCUACGACGGAUUUACAUCUCGCCUUGCACAAACAACGUCGCUUGGUCCGAAGAAUUUGCGCGUACUAAUUGAGGGCCCAUACGGGCACAGUGUUGCGCUACACGAAUAUCCCAAUAUUUUGUUUAUUGUUGGCGGCACUGGUAUAGCAGUCCCACUAUCGCAUCUACGUGCGAUGCUAUCUACAAGUUCUAGUGUGAUCAGCAUUCGCCUUGUAUGGGCGGUACGCGAGCACGCGUUCCUGUCGUCUGUGAUCCGGGAUUUCGGCUUCUUGUUCGAGGAUGAACGUUUACAAGUGGAGGUACACAUAACGAAAGAUGAAGAAAGCAAAGAUGACCUGCUGAUGGACGUAUUGAAGAAUGUAGAGGUACAGGUCGGAAGGCCAGAUGUAUACCAAGUCAUACAAGAAGCUGCACGAGAAGGAGGGCAGGAGGGUCUAGCGAUCGUAGCUUGUGGCCCAGGACAAAUGGCGGAUCAAGCAAGACAAAGUAGUGUUAACAUGCUUGCGAAAGGAUAUAAAGGAGUCGAGUACUUUGAGGAAAGCUUCAAGUGGUAA
Messenger RNA from Periconia digitata, 2268 nucleotides. Lineage: Eukaryota; Fungi; Ascomycota; Dothideomycetes; Pleosporales; Periconiaceae. The record is from the annotation of a GenBank genome assembly.